This is a messenger RNA of Anisakis simplex (herring worm), 915 nucleotides long. NCBI's taxonomy places the organism in Eukaryota, Metazoa, Nematoda, Chromadorea, Rhabditida, Anisakidae. The record is from the annotation of a GenBank genome assembly.
AUGUCGUUACCGGGUAGCGAAUUACGUCACCGUCGUUCGACCAUUCAAGAAAUCGUGCAAAGCUUGGAUGAACUGGAAGUGGAUAUGAUAGUAGCAACACCGUGCACGAAUUUGGUGGCGCAGUUGCAAGGAAGCGACACCUCUGAACAGUUGUUUCUAUUGAACAAUCAGUUCAAGAAGGAUGCAACUCGUUUCGAGUUCACUCCCAAAGAAGAACUGUAUUGGAAAGAAUUAAAACGCAGCAAACAAAGCGACAAAUCCAACGCCGGGAUUAUUUUUCAAAGUUUGGAUAAUUUGCAAUAUGUAAGUGGCCGAGUGGAAGAGGGACUGAAAGCAGAAGCGGAAGUGAAACAGCGAGAAGAAGCUCUUGCAAUUGAACGAGAGCGUGAAAAAACAAAAGGCGGUCGUGAUGAUAUGAAUGAUUUGUUUGGUGGUGGUGCUGAAAUUCUACUGAUUCAGAAUGGCGUCAAUGUGUUUCAUAUUAUCGCGAGUAACUCCGACAAAGACGAAGGGACUGCGUGUCGCAUAAGUGGACGUGUUCGAGUGAAUAAAGUAAAGGGCGAUAGCGUUGUGAUUACGCCUGCUAAAGGUGUUGACAAUUUGCUUGCGCAUUUCGACGGACUCUUUGGUGGUGAUUUUUAUAUUUGUUCCUGUCAUCACUCUGGGAUGCAUGGAAAGAAUCGUGUUGAUACAACAAACUUAUCGCAUCGUAUUGAAAAACUUAAUUUCGGUACAUCCAUUCGUGGUUUGUUAACACCGCUGGCUGGUACAGAACAAAUCUCCUUAGAAGGUGCGGACGAGUAUCGAUAUUUCUUGAAGAUUGUACCAACGAGGAUAUUUCACCAUGGCGUCUUUGGUGGUUCAACAAUGACUUACCAGUAUUCGGUUACGAAAACGGUUUGCUCUACAAACUAA